GGGAGCGUGCGAAGGAGAAAGGCGAUGCGUACGCGCUCCAAGCCGCGUAUAGCGUCAGUUGUUCUCAAACUGCUCGUCCGGUGACCCGUGUGUGUUUUCUGUGAAUUUUUGUGUUUUUUGGAAAAAUGUAGUGGAGAAUUAUUGUGUUUUUUGUGAGUGCACUGUUACAGUGAAUAGUGUUGUUUUUUGUGGUUUUCUUCACAAUUGGAUGCCGUUCUUAUUGGAUGUUCUUAUUGGAGUGAUGGUGUGAGCGCAUGUCGGCGGUGCUCGAGGCAGCGGCGCGCGGCGACGCGGCGCGGCUCGCGAGCCUCCUGCGCGCGCAGCCCGCGCACUGCGAUGUCGUCGACGAGAAUGGGUGUAGCGCGUUGCAGCGCGCAGCGGCGGACGGGCAUGUCGAGGUGGUGCAACUGUUGCUGCAACACGGCGCCGACCCUAACAAACAAGACCUCGUGCAUGGCAACACCGCGGUCCACGAAGCGGCCUGGAAGGGCUACUCGCGCUGCGUCGCGCUGCUCGCCGCGCGCUGCGAGCUGCGCGCACGCAACGCGGGCGGCUUCGCGCCGCUACACCUCGCCUGUCAGAACGGACAUAACCAGUCUACUAGAGAACUGUUGCUGGCUGGGGCCCCACCGGACCUGCAGAACAAUUACGGCGACACGGCCCUCCACACGGCGGCGCGCUACGGGCACGCGGGCGCCACCCGCAUCCUCAUCUCCGCGGCGUGCCAGGUCGCCGCGCAGAACAAGAACGGCGACACCGCCCUCCACAUAGCCGCCGCCAUGGCGCGCCGCAAACUCACGCGCAUCCUCCUCGAAGCAGGCUGCGACAAGACACUCAAGAACCACCAGGGGGAAACCGCUAGGGAUAUAGCCACAAGAAAAGGCUUGGAUGAAAUCAUCGCCAUCUUGAACACCCCUGUCGCGAAACAGAAGAAGAAACGAGACAAAAGCAAGGAGAGAACUAUAGACGAACCUGACGCUCCAAAGAAAAAAGAUGGAAAGAAAAAGAAGAACGUUCACUUCGAAACGCCAGCACCUGUCCAGUGGUCCCCAUAUGGAUGCCAUUACUAUCCAGACCCGAAAUACUUCCCGAAGCCCAAGUUAAGCUCGCUUCCCACCGAACCGCUUAGAAAAGGCGAACAGUACUUCUUAGAUUUAGCGGGGAAUAUCAAAAAAGGCCCAAUUGGAGCUGGAUACACGUGCUACUGCGCACCAUUCUUUAAACAUAUGGAAGAGAAGAUGAAUGAGGAUAAGAAGGAUUUGAAACGGCACAUAGACAGGGCUCAUGAGAGACUCGAUCAGAAAGUAACAGAUUUAGAGAUGAAGACGCAAGGACAGAUAUCGGAGUUGACAAGGUUUGUGGCGGCUGAGAGAGCGUUGUGCAAAGAGCGCCAUCAGCAUUUAGAACACUGGCUGACGAGAGGCGUAAUGUUUAGAGCUUCAGAAAGAGUCAGGAAAUUAGACUACAGCCCUAAAGGCUCCUUAGACAUACCUCCCAUGAAAAGGACGAGAAGUCUCGAAAUCUUGGAUCAUUCUGAAGAGUGGAAUAAAGUCAACAAACUGAUAAAGAGCUUCAACCAAACCGCUGAGCAUUACGAAAGCCAUCCCAAGGAGCGACCUGAUAAACUGACGUCGAAAAGCACAGAAGUGCUGGACACCAGAUCACCACCAACUCCUAGAAGAAAGUAUAUUCUUAAGAAUUCUAUGAGCAGUGAUCAAUUAGAUGCUGGUCCUAGUCGCAUGUCGAGAUCACCUCAUACUACUGCUUCAGGACCAAGUCCAGAUCAGAGCCGCUUACAUAAUGUUACUGCUGAAAUACAUGUCAAGGCGAAUAAAAUAUCUGUAUCACAAUCCCCAGUCUCCAUGGAGGUUCAAGGGUAUAACGAGAGAUUUGCCUCACCUAGUCGACAAUCGAAUACUAAGUCACCCAGCAGCAGCAGAGACUUUAAAGUCAGCGAUUCUGAAGAAAGAAAAAGGGACCAAUCUCCUGGCGUGCCAGCAUGGAAGAGCCAAGUCUUACAAAGAACGGCAGACGAUAUUAGAAAGAGAGUCAUGCUCGAAAAAGAAAUGUCCCAAGUCGUUAUGAGAAACAACGCGAAAUCUUUAGAUAUAUCGCAAGACGGUUACGUUAAGCUCCAUAAACAACCAAGUAACUAUCAAGUUCGAGAAGAGAACAGUGUAGAAAGAGAACCAAGAAAGUCAGUUCAGGAGUUAGUAGCGCAGGUAGAACAGCAAAGAUGUCAGUCUCCCGAAAGAAAGCCCACCGAAGAACCUCUACCCGCAGUCUCUCCAAACCCUGGCAUACUCAAAAUGCCUCAACAACCACAAAGACCAGCGCCAGUGUUAAAAGAAAAACCGCCUAAAUCAAAACGCUUCAGCUUGCAUAACCUCAUCCCGUUCCCAACAAGAAAGACUUUCCAAACCCCACCGAAAGACAAUGGAAACAAUUCAGAAAGCAGCGACGAAGAGGACAAUCCAAUAAGAACUACGAACACACCCGGGCCCAUGAAGAACACCAACCUCCUUCAAACCCUUCCUCUACCUAACUACGAAACCAUGUCCACCAAAUCUCAAUCCCCCGCCCCGCAAACACAAAAACCUUACCCACCAGACUUAAGACCCAUGAUCCCUAAAGACGCCUACUUCCACGAGAUACCAAACCGUCAAAACCACCAACUGCCCUACAGAGAAAUGAUCGAAAAUGGCUUACCUACACAAUACAACUACGACUACAACCAAACAGGUCUACCUCAAACGCAAGUCCAACCUAGAAACAGGAACCCAUUAUACCACCACCAAACAGGCGUCUUCGACGCUAUGAUGCAGGAUCACAUUAUAAGGGAAAUGGAUAGAAUACCCCACUGCUACAGCGAGCAUUUGGACCAGAAUACUGAAGUCGAAAUCGCCAAUCAGAACGAAUUUGGUUACUACGACAACCGGCCGCCUUAUUACAAUCCAAAGCCCGUUCCUGAUCAUAAUUUACUCCACAGCCGGCUUCAAUCUCUAGCUAUUAACACGCAUUUGACAGAAACACAAUCUCAAACAGACAGGGAAUCCCAUAAUGACUCAGGUUACAGUACUAAGGUGUACGGGAGUUCGCAGGGGCCGUCACCAAGUCUCUCUGGCCAUGUCGACGGUUCGGACAAUCUAUCUGGUCAGCGGAUCAAUAUUGUGCCGAAUGGGAAGCCGGUUAUGCCCAUUGGAAAGCCUGUGAUACCCAUUGGGGCUUCUAGUUUAGUUUAACCCUUGUCUUUGACUUUUUUGGUCUUUUUCCGUUUUGGAGAUAAUUCUUUAUCUAAAGGCACAGUUGAUCCUCAAUCAAAAUCAUUGAUUUAAAAAAAAUCAUUGAUGUUUAGUUUGGUAUCGCUUUGACAAGAGCAAGAAAGUAAAAGCUUAAACUUCCAAGAGGGACCCCAUAUCUAUUCUUUAGUCUUAAAUACUAGAAGCCCACCUCAAGUUUUAAUAAAUGGGUUACUUUGAUUUUCAGCUACGCAAGACGACGCUUAGCUUUUUUACUUAUAAAUGUACAGUCGCCAUCAGAUAUAUCGGAGCGGCCAAGGUGUUCACAAAAUCUGAACACGCACUCUAACGCUUUGACAAUAGAGGCGUGUUCAGAUAUUUGUGAGCGCCUUGGCUGCUCCGAUAUAUCAGAUGGCGACUGUACACCUUACAAAUUAUCACGAUUCACUAAUAAAGUUUGGUAUUGAUUGAUAAUAUUGACAUUUUAAUACAUUUACUUACAGACAGGUCAAGUAACCAGUCAAAAAGAAAUGAAGAGGAAUCUAAGUCAUACGUUUACUUUGCCUCUUAUAAUAUACUCAUUACUAGUAUUUUGUACAAUUAAAUACUUGUUUAAGUUAAAUUGCCUGUAGAAUAAUCGAGUACAAAUAUUUUAAUGCCACGUAGAUUUAGAUAGAUAUGUAGACUAAGCACUCAAAAUAAUAAAUAUAACUUUGUAUGUAUGAAUCACAAGCACCCCUAUUUUUGUAACAGUAAAUAAUAUAAAAAUUAAAAAAAUACGAACACAAUAGACCAAUGAGUGAAAAAAAAAACGUAAAGUAUCCACUGACGUAAUAUUUUGACGGCUUUAAAAGUUCAAUUUAAAAAAAAAUUGGAAAAUUUAAAGUCCGUCAUAAUAUUUAUAAUUAAGAUAGUAUAAGUACUGUGGUUGUAUAAGAUUGGUAAAGUCUCGACUUGGACAGCUGAAGAAGAUGGCGUUGCACGGCGGCGCCAUAGAUUGUCAAACGUCAACUUUGACAAACAUAACUACCGCAUUAUAUACGAAGCCGUACAAUACAACGCCAUUUAUAUUAGCUGUCAAAUUCACACGCACUGCCAGGGGGCGUGGCCUAGAAACAUACUUGUAUGACGGUGAACGCACGCCACAGACAAAGCAUCCUCCAGACUGAGCAUAGUAGCGCUACCCCCUCUGCCAUGCAUACGGUAGUUUUACUCCAUGUUCAAGUCGAAAAUGUCUUUGUGUGACGUCCGUGUCUUUGAACGGACCAAUAACCGCACGGGAUCUCGCUCACUUCGUCCCCCGCACCUCCGUAUUUUUUGCAGCAUCGGUUUCAUGAAAUAAUUGCUCUAAACUCGGUCUAGAGGAUUCCUAGUCUAUGAGGCACGCAGUGAAUGUGUUAAACUUAUACAAACAAUGAAUUUUUGGUUAGGACUAAGUACAAAUAUAAUUAUAGAUUUUGAUGCCAUGUGUGACAGAUUUGUAUGCAGUGUUUUUGAAAAUGGUUUGUAAAUAGCCUAUUUCUAAAUAAAUACGUAACAUAGGUUAAACCAAGUUUGUUUUCAUGUAAAUUGUCAUAUUUAUUUUGUAAUUUUGUACUGAUUGAUUCUAAUAAAAUGCACUUUUGAAGUGUCACAA
Molecule: messenger RNA, 4875 nt
Organism: Cydia fagiglandana
Lineage: Eukaryota; Metazoa; Arthropoda; Insecta; Lepidoptera; Tortricidae
Gene: dgo
Product: ankyrin repeat domain-containing protein 6
Exons: 5
Coding region: 255-3242 (995 amino acids)
Molecular function (GO): protein binding
Source: RefSeq, a predicted model, not a curated record